Messenger RNA from Grus americana (Whooping crane), 4723 nucleotides. RefSeq names its product dynein axonemal light chain 1 (gene DNAL1). Bases 157 to 741 code for a protein of 194 amino acids. The record is from RefSeq and is a predicted model, not a curated record. The transcript has 8 exons. Gene Ontology annotation, molecular function: protein kinase binding. Lineage: Eukaryota; Metazoa; Chordata; Aves; Gruiformes; Gruidae. Gene Ontology annotation, cellular component: cytoplasm.
CCGGGAUGGGACUUUCUCUGUGGCAGCGGAUCUCUAUGAUCGCCAGGUGUGGUUGCCUUCGUGCUCGCCUCCCCCACCCCGACGUGUCAGUGGCGCUGCGCAUGCGCGGGAGGCGGCUGUGCCAUAGCAACCGGAGCGUUAACGGUAGCAACGGCAAUGGCAAAAGCAACAACUAUCAAAGAAGCUCUAGCCAAAUGGGAAGAAAAAAAUGGCCAGAAGGCUUCAGAGGCAAAGGAGGUGAAACUGUACGGUCAGAUUCCUCCUGUAGAGAAGAUGGAUGAAUCUCUCUCCACACUUGUUAACUGCGAGAAACUAUCGCUGUCUACAAACUGCAUUGAAAGAAUCGCCAACUUGAACAGCCUAAAAAAUUUGAGGAUUCUGUCUUUGGGAAGAAAUAACAUAAAGAACUUGAAUGGAUUGGAGGCAGUUGCAGAGACCUUAGAGGAGCUGUGGAUCUCAUACAACUUCAUCGAGAAACUGAGGGGUAUCCGUGUAAUGAAGAAACUGAAGGUUCUUUAUAUGUCAAACAAUUUGGUGAAAGACUGGGCAGAGUUUGUGAGACUGGCAGAGCUGCCAUUACUAGAGGAUCUGGUGUUUGUAGGCAAUCCACUACAAGAGAAAUACGCCUCUGAUCAGAAGAACAAUUGGAUUGAAGAAGCAACCAAACGGGUACCCAAGCUGAAAAAGCUGGAUGGUAUCCUAGUUAUUAAACAAGAAGAAGAUGAAGAAGGAGCAAACUGAUGACACUUUCUUGUUGGGUAUUUAAUUAUUUAAGUAACUCCAGAUAGCUCGGCACAUAGAACUUUUAUAUAAAUGUUUGUUUUGGAAAAAAUCUUUGGGCAAUUUUUAAAAGACCAGCUUGUCUCCACAGUCUCUCACCCAAAGAGUUAGUUACCAAAAUUCGGACACACUGAUUUUGUCAAGCUUAUGACAUCUUCUGUAGGGACCAGUGGAGCUGAGUUUAUCUGCUGUUUGGCUAGCCAGAGAUCUUUACCUAAACUAAUACAUAGCUAUUUUUAAUCCUUGAUUAGUGGUGCUCGUUAUUCACUCUUGGGUUAUAACAGAACCAUUUUAGCUUGUUAGGUGCAGCUGGCCAACAUUAUCAUUGGAAACACUGAGGCCAAAAGAACAAUGCUGUGAUUUAGAGACACAUUACAGGCUUUGUUGUGUUUAAUUUUUGUCUUGGGAGUCCCUCAAUAUUUUAAAUAUGGGAGUUUGCCUUUUCACCCCCUUAACUGUUCUGCCAAACAGGCCCAGUAGUUGUGGACCUACGCACAAAAAAAGCAUUGGUCUGAUGAUCGCUUGUUACUGGCCUAAAGUUUUGACUUGGGCUUCUUGCCUUGAAACUCAAGUGCAUUGCUCAGGCGGCCACAUGUAACAUAUUUUUAUUUAUUUUGAAGAGGCAAUGGGAAUUCUUUGCAUGGUUUCAGUGAGACUAAAAUAUCUGCUAGCUUUUUUUUUUUUUUUUGUCUCUUACUAAUAAAUUAUUUUUGAUUGGAAUAGGCCUAUGAGCCUACAGCUGGUUCCUAGUUUUGGUUUGGGUCACUGGUGGACAUAACCCUUCUCAGCUCUGCAGUUUUCCUAUAACUAAGUAGGCUGAUACUAAUACAGAAACAAACAGGAAACAAAAGACCUGGGUUUGAGGACAGAAAAUUCUUGUUUUGGGGAUACUCAUUUUUUUAUGAAAGCACAGAUGUAAGCAGUGAGAGAAAGUGUAUGUAGUUAGAGGGGAAGGUGAGAUGAGAUGAGAUGGAAAGUGAGCAUUCGGGAAAAAAAGUAUUGAAGACAUACUAAAUGUGCUAUAUUGCAGGGUAACCAGUUUUAGUAAAGCCCCUUUACAUGACAGGUAACUACUUUUGCUGAAAAGCAUUAAACAAUGAUGAAGACAUACCUGACUGCACUAUUGGAUGCAAAUACUGGGUUGUGGUUUGGUUUUUUUUCUUAUUAGAGAAUAGAUGAAGUCACGUGAGUUGAUUUUUCUGUAGCUUGUUUUUGGUUUUUUUUUUAAAAAAAGCUUUUCUUCUAAUUCAUGGUACCAUCUUUGUUUAAAUUAAAAUGGCAACAAGCGUACCUGCUGGUUCCAGACAAGGCAUAGAAGGGAUGGAGGCCAAAUGCUCUUAAUUAUUUUGUUUGUGAAAGUGUGGCAGGAGUUGAAAUCUUAGAAGUCAUGGUCAGAGAUAAAAAGGUGGAAUUGGCCCAGACAAGUGGUAUUGAUCUCAACUCCAGGUAUAAUUGCAGUAGAAGAUAGUUCUUUCUCUAAUCAAUUUCUAGGUGAACAGUGUGAAGUAGAAGAUUACAAGACAAUCACAGUUUAGUUUCAAUAUAUUGUUAGUUAUUCCAUGAUUGUUAGAGGAAUUCUUAAGCAUUCCAACUUAAAUUGGCAAUUGCUGUUAAUGUUCUAGUUUUAUUUAGGUUUAUUACGUAAAAUAAGGUCAAGAGAGCAAUAGCAAAAACAGUGGACGUUCUUUACCUAGCACAAACUAUUUCCAUGCAGCUGUUCUCUUGACCAGAAAGCAGUCUAAUUAGCUCACUGGAUUUAUCUUACAGACGACUUUAUAUUUGUACACAAUUUCUCUUAGAAUUAUUCUCCUAGCUUUAUCAUUAGUAAAGGUACCACUGACCAAGAAGCACGAUGGGGAGAGGGUAUAUAGUGACCACCCGUUUCACGUUGGCUUCUUUUAAAACUAAGCCCUUCAGUUCCCUUGCAGCCAAUUGCUUUUGGCAAAGUGGGUGUGCAUUGGUGGUACUGCUGACCCCAUCUGCUUCUGCCUGUGUCAACUGUUAAUUAAAGUGUUUUAACGUCAGCCAGAGCUUGAGUGAGGCAAAACUUGACUUCUGAAUACCACCAACAAAUGGAAAUGCCAAAUUUCUCUAUGUGUUUGGAGGCAGUUUCAGAAUAGAGCAUGCAGUGCUCUUGUCAUAGCGCUUGGCCACAAAGCAAAGUGUUUGAACCUCUGUAGCUGGUCUCUCCUGGCACAGCGUCUGCAAGCAUGGUACGUAUGGCUAAGUUAGUGCCUCAAAUGACAUGUGGUGAGCAAUGAGCACACAGUCCAAUGCCAAGUAAUUCUGCUGGUUGAUUUUUUAAUAUCUAAAUAUGGUCUAAGUCUGUACAUUUCUGAAGGUCAUGUUAGAUACAGCAAAUACUCUACUUUGGCUAUUUUGGGACAGUCUGAGAGUAGAACAGAAACUUACUGUUCUGAGUGUGUGGCGAUGGCUGGAACGAAACACAGCUCCAUUGACAAGACAUGAGGGAUAAGAGCAGUUCCUGGCUCUUGUAAGUGACUAGUACAGGCUAUACAUAUGGGAAUCAGUCCAAGAACUAUUGCAGUUGUUGAUAGAGCUGUGUGUAUUGUGUGACCCACUGUCAUCAGCUCUUUUCACAGAUUAACAGCACAAAUUCUCUCUUCUUUUUUUUUUGGGGGGGGCUGCAUUAUAAAUGCCACCAAAAAAAAAAAAAUCAUUAUUGAAGGAAUGGGACAUCCAGUCUCAGCACAAUUCUAAUGGCAGUAAGGGACACCUACAAGGUUUCCCUCGCCUUUCACCCUUCAUGCUGUGAUAAAUUAGCAUAUCAUUUAAAAUCCUUCUGAUAAAAACUGUAUGUCAGUGAAACAAUACAGUGAGAGAAGAAUAAACUGUGGUGCUCAUUUGUCAGGAGAUGCUUCAGCUCAAAGCUGGGUGGAAGGUUAACGUUGCUUUGCCUGAUCAAUCAUGAUUACGCUCAAGAACAAAUAAACAACCCCCCCCGAACUUUUCUCCUCCAAAAUAAGUAACAUUUUCCUAAAUUUUAAAAUUUGCACUUUAAAAUGAUGCACUGGAUGUGGUGGAAGACAUAUGCAUGUGGUAGAAUUAAAGCAGCUGAUUUGCAUAUUGAUGGUGCUACACCAUGUCAUGUAUAAGCUAAGAGCGAAGCUCAGCCUGCACCCCCCAUAGAGAGCAGCUGAGUAAAAUAUUGAAAGGCUCAGCUUUGUGUGUUACUCUUUGCUCUUCCCUAUCUCACCACAUCCAAUAAAGUAGUAAGCACAUUAUUAUUCAUGGAUGAAAAGAGCACCCAUGUAAAACUUGCAAGCCAUGUGGAAGUUUGCUUUCCCCAGGGAAAUUAUGGAGGAUUAGCAUCCACUUUAUUCCUUAGAGAAAUUCCCUAACAUUAAAUUAGCGAUAGGAAAUAGCUAGGGUUUUUUUACUUGCUUGUUAGCACAUUGACCUCUCUUCAAAGAGCUGAUAUAUGCAGUGGUUAUAUUGAAAACUGCUGGAAAAAUGUGAGAAGAGACCUGAGAACCAGCAGAGGACUCAGGUUACACUAGAAGUUGACUCAUCUAGAAAAAUCUUCAAGCAAGAGAGCACUUUCAACAUCCCCUUGGGCUAUCUUUUGUAUACAGUAAUUUUGUAGCAUGACCAAACUGUUAAAUUUGCUGUGUUUAAAUUAUUUAGGCCUAUGUUUAUAAAUGUUCUUCUGUGAAACUUGUUUAAUAAUAAUAUAACAUUAUUUUAUACAAAUGUUUUUGGCUGUUGUGUAAUGAAAUAGUUCAGCUUAUGGAGAGCGUUCGGAAAUUAAAAUUUUGUUCUCAUUAAACUUUCCUAGCUGCUCAGGGAGCAAUGUAUUUAUAGCAUGUAAAUGCUGUUCCAUAUUGCCUCUCUAUUUUAGAAUAGAAAAUAACUUAGACUUUAAAAAUGAUGAUAUAUUGUGAUCGUUGUCAUCUGAUACAUAAAUAUUUUUCAAUCUUUU